GUGGCCGUCGUAAGGCAUCUGCGCGCGCGUUCAGGGUCACGGCCGUAGUGAAGUGACCAUGGCUGCUACCUCCGAUGCCGCCGCUGAUCAGCCGUUGCUGACCGAGCGCAUGGUCGAAGAGGAACAGAAGCUCCUCGAACAGGGCACAAAGGAAGAAGAACAGCGCACCCUGAGCCGGCGGGAACAGCAGGCGGCAGAUCGUGAGGCGUGCCUCGAGCGGCUCAAGAAGCUGCUUCGUGCCACCAACAUUUACUCACAGUUCCUCAUCAAUCGCAUCGAGAAGCAGAAUGCGGAGAGGGCUGCCCAGCAGCAGCAGCGGCGGCCUGGAAAGAAGACACUGGAGGGAUCCAAGGAGGAGAAGACAGAGCGCAAAGCGAUGGCGGCGCACGUCGCGUGCUCGAAGCCCUGGCAACUGCGAGGCAAGAGCAAGCGCUGGUCCUCCUUUGAGGCACGAGAGGCAGUUGCGAAACUCGCUUACGAGCGACGACUGAGCCAACUCCCAGACGGGCGUUGGGCACGUGAGGUGUACAAGUACAUCCAUCUAAAGUGCAUUAACACCAGGUGGGUGCUACGCACAAAACGCCUGGCCGAGCGGUACGGGGUCGCACCAUGCCGACUCACGGAGAAACCUCAGCGGGACAGGAGAGUGAAGGUCCGGGAAGCUGUCCAGGAGGCCGAAAGUGUCUGCUGGCGGAAGACAGCAACAGAGAAGCCCGCUUUGAGUCUCUACAGUAAGGCAAAACAAGCGAUUGAGAAGGAACCGAUGCAUGAGAACUCAAAGGGAAGCGGUCUUCUGUGCGAGGCCAGAUGCGGCAUGCUGCGAACCCGACUGCUGCGGGCGAGGUACACGCCCAACCUUGACACUACAUGCCCGCUUUGCACCCUGGAAGACGAAAGCAUUGAGGACAUUGUGCUCCACUGCCCAGCGUUGCAACCACAGCGACCACGAGACUUCACCAACUUCACUGCCUUCGCCGUCCCCCCGCCUGACGAGGAGGAACGACAGCAGCAAUUGCUGCCAAGCCGAGCCUCCUCCAGCAGGUCCUCCAAGAAAGCAGCGCCGCAGAGCAGUGCCGAGCCCUCCAAGGCGCCAAGCCGCAAGAGGAAGGCCUCGCCGAACUCUCGGGGAACCAAGGCCAAGUCGGCUCUGCUGGACCCUGCGGCUGCUUCUCCACCGUCUUCUCAGGAAGGGUCUCCCGCCCACCCAUCAAGUGGCCCCCACAACCCAGACUGCCCUGAGGGCCAGCCAGCCCUGUUCACAGGAGGAGUCAUGAGGUCGUACCAGGUCGAAGGGUACCAGUGGCUCAAGGUCUUGUACGAGAAUGGUGUCAACGGCAUCCUGGCGGACGAGAUGGGUCUGGGCAAGACGGUCCAGGUGAUUGCCCUGAUUGCCUCGCUCGUUGAGAGCGGUCUGCCGGGCCCUUACCUCGUGGUGGCGCCACUGUCCACCCUGCCCAACUGGCUCAACGAGCUUCAGCGCUUCACUCCGUCACUCUCGGUGGUGCUCUACCACGGACCACAAGAGGAGAGGCAUGCACUCACGCCGCAAAAGCUUCGCCGGACAGCGGUGGUGGUGACCUCAUACGAGGUGGCCAUGCGCGACCGCGCUCGACUGGCCCCCGUCGACUGGCUCUUGCUGGUGGUGGACGAGGCGCACCGACUCAAGAACUUCCGGUGCCGGCUGGUGCGCGAGCUGAGCCAGUACCAUGCCUCCAACCGACUCCUGCUGACGGGCACCCCCCUGCAGAACAGCCUUACCGAGCUGUGGGCCCUUCUGCACUUCCUCAUCCCCGAGAUCUUCCACGACCUGCAGGCGUUUGAAUCCUGGUUUGACCUCGGGGCCUUGUCGGGUGCCAAUGACGAGGCGGCGCGGUUUGUCGAGCGUGAGGAGUCCGACCACAUUGUGUCGACCAUGCAAGAAAUCCUGAGGCCCUUCCUGCUACGGCGCACCAAGGACGACGUUAUUCUCGAGCUACCACGCAAGACCGAGCUACUGGUGUACGCGCAGCUGAGCCCACUUCAGGAGAAGCUCUACAAGAUCUGCAUGGACCGUGCAUUUGAGGCCGCUGCUGAAAACAAGGACGAUUCCGGUAUAGAGGUGGAGAACCUGGGCAGGGGCCAACGCAGCUCGCGGAAGAAACCCGUAAAGUACACCAUUCCUGGCGAGGACGACAUCUUCGCCCACAACAGUGACGACGACGAGAACUCUCGCGACAGCGGCAUCAGUUCAGCGUCGUCGAAAGACGAGGUCCGUGACCCAUACGAGCAGCUCCGGCGGAGCAAGAACCCGCUGAUGGACCUGCGGAAGGUGUGCAACCACCCGUACCUCUUCCACGGGUUGUGCAACGAGGACGACGGCACCAACGGCGAGCACCUGGUUCAGGCCUGCGGCAAGCUACGGCUUCUCGACUGCAUGCUCAAAGAGCUCAAGCGCCGAGGCCACAAGGUGCUGAUAUUUUCUCAGAUGUGCCGGGUGCUGGACAUCCUGGAGGACUACUGCUUCAUGCGGAAAUUCAAGUACUGCCGCCUCGACGGUUCGACAACCGUGGAGGACAGGCAGCAACAGAUGAACCUCUUCAACCAUGACCCCGACUACUUCGCAUUCCUGCUAUCCACGCGGGCGGGUGGCCUGGGCAUCAACCUGACCGGUGCCGACACAGUGGUGCUGUAUGACUCGGACUGGAAUCCUCAGUGCGACUUGCAGGCCAUGGACCGUUGCCAUCGGAUCGGGCAGACCCGGCCGGUCAUCGUCUACCGUCUAGUCACGCGCGGCACAGUCGAGCAGCGCAUAGUGGAGAUGGCCGGGGCCAAGCGGCGCCUCGAGAAGCUCAUCAUGCAGAAAGGCAAGUUUUCAAAGGUGGGCAAGGAUGCCUCGAAGUGUGGCACCCUCUCUCCUCAGGAGCUUCUGGACCUUCUGCACUCCACGGACCACUCGGCAGUCAUCGACGCUGGCUCCAGCGUACUAUCGAAGGCAGAGCUGGACGCUUUGCUCGACCGAAGGCGCCUCGCUGCAAACCAAGGCAGCGAGCCAAACAGGUUGUUCGAGGUGGUUGUGAAAGACAGCGAUGCCAUCGACAACCUCAGCUAAGCCUCCAACGAAGAGACCAAAUUCAUCAAACCAUCACUUCAUUAAUGAUAAAGCACUCAUUCAGCAGUAUUAUUUAUAUUUAUGUAAAUACUUGUAUUAGGUCACAACGUUUACUUUUUAGUACCAAAUUUAGCCUGUUGACAUAGUUUUUAUCUUGGGCAAGCAUGCUCAUCUUGUGAUAAAAGAAUAAAGCUUAUUCUUCUUACAA
Molecule: messenger RNA, 3296 nt
Organism: Rhipicephalus sanguineus (brown dog tick)
Lineage: Eukaryota; Metazoa; Arthropoda; Arachnida; Ixodida; Ixodidae
Product: lymphoid-specific helicase
Exons: 16
Coding region: 59-3088 (1009 amino acids)
Biological process (GO): pericentric heterochromatin formation; DNA methylation-dependent constitutive heterochromatin formation; lymphocyte proliferation
Cellular component (GO): pericentric heterochromatin; nucleus
Molecular function (GO): ATP-dependent chromatin remodeler activity; chromatin binding; ATP binding
Source: RefSeq, a predicted model, not a curated record